Molecule: messenger RNA, 2903 nt
Organism: Trichechus manatus latirostris (Florida manatee)
Lineage: Eukaryota; Metazoa; Chordata; Mammalia; Sirenia; Trichechidae
Gene: ICOSLG
Product: inducible T cell costimulator ligand
Exons: 4
Coding region: 486-1259 (257 amino acids)
Biological process (GO): regulation of cytokine production; T cell receptor signaling pathway
Cellular component (GO): external side of plasma membrane
Molecular function (GO): signaling receptor binding
Source: RefSeq, a predicted model, not a curated record
UUGGUAAAGUAGAGGGUCAGUGAAAAAGAGGAAGACCUUCAGCGAGAUGGAUAGACACAGUGGUUGUAACAAUGAGCUCAAACAUGGCAACAAUUGUGAGGAUGGUGCAGGGAUGGGCUGGGUUUUUUCUGUUGUCUAUAGGGUCACUAUCACUCCGGACUGACUCCAUGGUACCUAACAACAGGACAGAGCAGCAGAAUGACAACCUCAGUUCCUGCAGUUGGUGGUGACGACCGAAUUGACUCAACGGCACCUAACGACAGCAAGUGUAUCUUGGAGUCUCUGCGUGGAGCAAAUUGUUAAGCACUUGGCUGCCAGCCAAAUGGUUGGAGGUUCAAGUCUGCCCAGAGGUGCCUCAGAAGAAAGAUAUUCAAAAGAAAGAAGAAGUCCAAGGGAUCGUGGGUAGCAGUGUUGAGCUCAACUGUGUUUACCCUGAAGGAAGCAGUUUUGAUUUAAAUGACUUUUAUAUUUAUUGGCAAACCGCCAUGCCAGAGACCGUGGUAACUUACUACCUCCCCGGGAAUACCUCCCCACGCUAUAAAGAUAACCGCUACCAGCACCGAGCCCAGCUAUCUCUGGACAGCAUGGAGCAGGGCAACUUCUCUCUGCGUUUAUACAACAUUACCCCCCAAGAUGAGCAAACAUUCCACUGCCUUGUGUUCCAGAAGUCCUUGGAAUUAAAAAAGGUUUUGCAAGUUAACGUCACACUACACGUGGCAGCCAACUACAGCAUCCCCGUCGUCAGCAACCCCAUCGGCCCCUCCGAGGACGAGGAGCUCACCUUCAUGUGUAAGUCCACCAAUGGCUACCCGAGACCCAACGUGUACUGGAUCAACCAGACGGACAACAGCCUGCUGGACGAGGCGCUACAGAACAGCACAGUGUCCGUGAACGAGCAUGGCCUGUAUGACGUGGUCAGCACCCUGAGAGUCCGCAGGGCCCCCAACGUGAACGUAAAGUGCUGCAUCGAGAAUGUGCUACUGCACCAAAACCUGACCGUCAGCAGCCAGACAGAGCCUUCCUCUGGAACCAAAGACAAGAUCACAGAUAAGCCAGCCAGACCCCAGGAGAAAAACAUCACCGUUUUUAUCGUCUUUGGCAUCCUGUGCGUGCUUGUGGCUGUGGCUGUGGCUGCCGGCUGGUUUUAUAGGAACAGACGUUCCAGUGGAAGCUACAUAGGUAUCAGACAAGACUCAUGGUGUAGACUGUCUAUGCUUAUUUUGUUGGGGUGGGCAUUGUGCCUCUUUAAGCAUUCCUAACUCUGCAAGAUGUUGCUUUCACUUGAAAUUUGCUUUUAACGGUAUUCCUAUUCACUAGGGUUAGCAACUAAAUGCUCCAAGGAAGUGGAUUUGAAGUCCAGACACUGAGGCACUCACGCCAAAAGGCAGCUGUAAUAAGUCCAGUCUUCUGGGUUCUGGGUUCUGGGUGCAAGUGAGGGAGUCCAAAUUUCAAGAUCCGGGCAGAGUUCGCUUCUGGCAAAGCUGACUGACCCUGCCUUAAAUCAUUGACAUGGCUGUCCAUCUGUAAUUCUGGCCAGUCUCCAAGAUAGAUCUAGAAAGUAUGCAUGUUAACCAUAGACAAUCCAAUAACAGAAUCUGCACUGAUGACCAGAAGCAGCCCCAGGCACAGACGACUGUGAUGGUGCCAGCUCUUUAUAUCAGCCCUAGCUCAAGAAGCCUGCAGGGCCAGCUGUGCCCAGCUCACACCUUGAGGGGCAUAGGGUAGUCUCUUAGGUCAGCAGGCACCCCCAAAGGUCUGAAUGAUGAGGUCAGGGCUCUUUUUGGAGACUCUCGCAAGAGUGCGGGUGAAGGAAAAGCAGUUGCUGUCGAGUCAAUCCUGACUCGUGGUGACCCACGUGUGUCAGAGCAGAACUAUGCUCCAUAGGGUUUUCAAUGGCUGAUUUUUCAAAAGUAGGUCACCAGGCCUUUCUUCCAAGGCACUUCUGGGUGGACUUGAACUGCCAACUUUUCAGUUAGCAGCUGACUUCGUACUCUUUAUGCCACCCUUGUUAAAGUACCCAGAAAGCCAAACCAAUUGCUGUCAAGCUGACCCCGACUCAUGGCGACCCCGAAUGUCUCAGAGUAGAACUGCAUCCAUGGGGUUUUCAAUGGCUGAUUUUUUGGAAGUAGAUCGCCAAGCCUUUCUUCUGAGGCACCGCUAGGUGGACUCAAACUGCCAGUCUUUCAGUUAGCAGCUGACCGUUUGCAGCGCGUAGGGACUCCCAAAGACAAAGGAAGCACUGUUUAAAUGGAGCUCAGUUGCCCCUUGGUUACAGAGUUGGCUUCCAGCUGGAGCCUCCCCGUGGACAUCCUUUCCUGUCCUGCUCCUCGGCGCUGUUCUUAAGUUUCCAGACUCAUGUUUGUUACCAGUUCUUUAGCCUGGAAAGACUGUUCUUUGCCCACAGCCUAUCCUGCUGAUCUGGUCAGUCUGGAAGGGUGUCCUGAGUCCAGGGCACAGAGAAUCUUAAACAGCAGAGAACCUGUGCACUUGCCCUUUAAAAGCCAGCUUCUUCAAAAAGGAGGUUCUGGAAGGUCCCAGCCAGGUCACCCAGGAGGCUGGCACAUCCACGCCGAGCACCUGCAUUAAAUGAAUCUUAACAUGCUCCUUUCUGAAGUGAUGGAGCGUUUAGUAAAGUGAAUAUGCACCCCAGAUUUGCUUGGGGCAGCGCACAAAGCCACACACAGUGCAGAUCAGGAAGAGAUGAGUGAGGGAAUUGGGGUUCAGGGAGCAUAGGGACGGACAAGGAUGGAGAAUGAUGUGGUGGCAUUGGCCCAAGGGUCCCUCACCUGGAAUCCAUCUCUGCCCCACGCAGGGAGCUGUGGGAGGGGAGAGUCCGAGCAGGGUAGGUGGUUGAUGCCCCUGCCUCCUGGAGCACUGGGGGGCUCCAGUGCACCCCCUUCCUG